Messenger RNA from Phytophthora sojae, 786 nucleotides. RefSeq lists its product as hypothetical. The record is from RefSeq and is a predicted model, not a curated record. NCBI's taxonomy places the organism in Eukaryota, Oomycota, Peronosporomycetes, Peronosporales, Peronosporaceae. The transcript is spliced from 2 exons. The coding region runs from base 1 to 786 and encodes 261 amino acids.
AUGCACUGGACCGACGAGCUCAACGCGCUGCUGAACCAGUGCGUGUUCGCCAGCGGCUACGACUUUGGCGCCUCCAGCGAGCUCUUCUGCCGGCAGGCCGCCAAGUUGCGAAGGUUUCGUGUUGCCCUGGCGUUUGCCGUGUCCGACGUAGAGGUGGCUCACUCUUUGGCGUGUGCUGCAAGCGGUGACGAGGAGCUCAAGUUGACGGCGAAUCAGUGCCAGGAGCAGUGGAUGGCCUUGAACCCGACGGAAGACGACGACGACGACCACGACCACGAGGAUAAAGCUGAGCGUCCGGAGACAGAGGCCGACGACCACCUCGGUCCUCGAGCAUCGGAGCUGAAUGACACAGCACCGCCGGAGGUCGAUGAAGAUGAUGAUGAAGAAGACUCGGCUGUCAUUCCGGACGGAGGACCCCGCCUCGAGCUGUCCUUGUCGGACGCAGAGCUGGACAUGCUGCUGAGCACGUUGCCGCCGAGUGAGGGGCCCGAAGCCAGCAGCUCUGCCGACGCGAAAGACCGACAGUCGUCGGGCGUUCGGAGUGAGAUGCAGUGGGUGCUCGCCUUCCUGACGGACCCGGACGCGAUCGCAAGUGUCGAUGUCGAAGCCAAGAACUUGAUGGGCAGCCCCGAGAAGCACGACGACGACAACUACCAGGUCUUCCUGCAGGACCUCCAGGAGGCCAACUUGAUGGCGCCAGCGCCGACCGCAAUUGAAAGGCAUUCGCACCGGCAGGAAGUGACAGAGCCAGCUACGGGUGAAGACAAUUGCGCCAGACCGGCAUAA